GCCAACCUUGCAUUGCACGAUGGAUGUAGAGUCGUCCAAAAUUGUCAUCUCCCAACCACAAGAAGAAGAAGAAAAAGAAGAGAAGAACCAGCGUUUCCAGGAAAAGAGGGCAAGACUGAGACGAGAGUACGAACAAGAGAGAGCCCAGAAGGACCCCCUCGAACCUUUUUACAUCAAGAAAGCUCAGGAAGAGAGGGUGAGAGCCUAUCACCAGAAGCUCAGAGCAUACUACCAACGCAAAAUCGCGGACCUGGAACGAGAAGGGGAUAACCCUGAGACCUACACUCCUAAACCUCGCACCGACAAAGAAAUUUCUGGCUUCAUCUGGGGUUCAGACGGGGAAUGAUGGCUCCAGCUCAGUCUCAACCAGCCUCUGGGCAAGCCAACGAGCCUCUAAACACGAGCAAUGGUCCCGCAAGUCUUGUUGGCCCUACUCCAUCCUUCAUCUAUGUCGCCAAGCGGUUUGUAUUCCAACAGCAGAUCCAGACCCACAUGAUAGCUAUUGGCAACAAUCCAACUCGCGAGGACAACUUCAGACUACAUGGUGUUCAAUGGAUCAAUGAUGUUAGAAAGGCUUUGUCACUACCUGUUAGCACCUUCACCGUCGCAACUAUACACUACCAUAAAUUUCGUCUCACCCACAAAGAUACUGAAUACCAAUUUCAAGACGCCUCGGCUGCUGCUCUACUCACUGCUUGCAAGAUCGAGGAUACAUUGAAGAAGUCAAAGGAUAUUUUGUGCGCUGCUCAUAACAUCAAAGUUCCUGGUGCCGAUCAUCUCAGUCCGGAUGAUAUUACCUUUGAGGGCCAAUCUAAGGCUAUCAUUGGAUUGGAGCGCCUCGUCCUUGAAGCUUCAGGUUUUGACUUCCGAUCCUUUCACCCACACGAAACCCUCGUCAAGCUCCUCAAGUCAUCUGGAUUCAGCACAGAAGUCAGUACAAUGGCUUAUGAUAUGAUGAUCGAUCUGCACAAAACCUUCGCUCCUCUCAAGCAGGUUACUACUACUAUGGCCUUCGCGUGCACUGAACUUGCUACCUUGGUUACCGAAAGUGCAGAUGAUCAAGAUAUCAUGAAGAGUCUCAUCAAGGAUUAUGAAAAGUGGUCCACUAGCAGAGCUGAGGUUGUUGAAACCGUACUCGACCUUCUCGACCUCUACACCCAUUUUCAAAAAACGUCGGAAGUUGGUCCAAAGUACAAUAUCGAGUUGUUCAUUCAAAUCCGGAUAAAGUUCAAUCAGGAGGUUGAGCAAACUCCGGGUCUGAGCAGAUACACACACCAAGUUGAGCACCAGAAGACCAACGGCUUCAAGACGAACGUCAAGACUCCCAAGACCCCGAUUACCCCUGCCAGCCCUUCUGAUGUCCGUGCCAAUGGUGCAUCUCCUGCCACUCUGAGUCCUAGAUCUUCUGAUUCGCGUCGCCCUGGCCCUCGCCCUGGACAAGAUGGCACUGCUCGAUUCAUGCUCGAUCCGGACCAAGCCAGGAAGGAGCGUGCAGUCGUCAACGAGUACCACCGAAUUGAGUACGAAGAAUACGAGGUCGAGGUCGAGGAGCCUAUCCAGCCAGAGCGCGCUCCUCAAAAUCAUCACCGCCCAGGCGGGCCUGGAAGCAGAGAGGAUAGAUAUCACCCAAGCAAGCGUGGCAGACGUCUCUAAACGGCCUGAACAGAGUGCACAUAUUUUCUUUCUUACUCAAAAAGCAGGAAUGUGUGUUACGGUGCAUACGAGGUGUUGGCGGACAUUUCUGCUUUUUCCAGGCGCUGAGGAAUGCAUAUAUGCAUGAGCAUACUGGAGUUAUGGGCUUUAAGUCAGGAUGAUACCACAACGAAGCAAUGAAGUACUUUGAUUCAAUCAAAUUCUCUCCUAUCGUAACCUAUACUUACAGCUUCAUUCCUGGGGCUCGAUUCUACUUUAUCUAUUGAUCCCCUCCAUUUCUGCCCCCUCCUUGCUUUCAAUCAGCCCGCCAACACUCCACCUGUCUGCCGUCGUCGAAAUAUUGACAGCCUUGUCCAGACGGAACUUGAUUUUGUUCUGCAGCUCGAUUUCAGAAUCCCUGCAGGGUGGAGCUGCCUCUCGCAUGUGAUGGUCCCUCGGAAUGGACGCCAG
Messenger RNA from Hyaloscypha bicolor E, 2103 nucleotides. RefSeq names its product cyclin-like protein. Bases 343 to 1653 code for a protein of 436 amino acids. Lineage: Eukaryota; Fungi; Ascomycota; Leotiomycetes; Helotiales; Hyaloscyphaceae. The transcript has 3 exons. Gene Ontology annotation, molecular function: cyclin-dependent protein serine/threonine kinase activator activity. The record is from RefSeq and is a predicted model, not a curated record. Gene Ontology annotation, biological process: positive regulation of DNA-templated transcription, elongation; regulation of transcription by RNA polymerase II. Gene Ontology annotation, cellular component: nucleus; cyclin/CDK positive transcription elongation factor complex.